Molecule: messenger RNA, 741 nt
Organism: Populus euphratica (Euphrates poplar)
Lineage: Eukaryota; Viridiplantae; Streptophyta; Magnoliopsida; Malpighiales; Salicaceae
Product: lipid transfer-like protein VAS
Exons: 3
Coding region: 95-538 (147 amino acids)
Source: RefSeq, a predicted model, not a curated record
CUUUAACGACGAACAAACUAUCCAAACGGCUGGCUAUAGAUAGACCAAGAAAUUAAUCAGUUUCUCCUCACAGGCAGUAAAAAGAAACAAGGAAAUGGCUUCUUCUCUCAAGAUUUCUAUUCUGGCGAUGAUGGUUGUAGUUUUUUUCUCAAGCGCGACAACCUUAACGAGAGCACAAGACCAAUCCACUUCUUGUGCAUCUAAGUUAGUACCAUGUCAAGCCUACCUCAGCACCACAACCCAGCCACCAGACACCUGCUGCAACUCCAUCAAAGAAGCGGUUGCAAAUGAGCUUCCUUGUCUUUGCAAAAUCUAUAACGACCCCACUUUGUUUCAGAGUUUGGGUAUAAAUGUCACUCAGGCCGUCAUGCUCAGCCAGAGAUGCGGUGUCACCACUGAUCUCAGUAGUUGCAGUGCUUCAGCUCCAACGCCAGCUGGUUCAGUUCCUGGAAACGAUGGAAAUGGUGGUAGCAGAAUGUCAUUGUCGACUGGACUUUCAGGCUUGCUCGUAUUAUUGGUCGCGUCUCUCCUGCAUUAGGGGAUCUGAAUCUGUAAUUUGUUAUUUGCAACCAUCAGGAUAGAAUUAGCAGCGGAAAUAAUGUCGAGAGCAUUCAUGUGAUAGAGAGCCAUAUUUCCUCCAUUCAGGGCUUUUUUGCGCAUCUCUUUCUCUGGAUUGAUAUGAGCAUUAUCGUUACUCCCUCUUAGUAAAUUCAGAUUAUGUCAGACUUUAUUUAUGAUGCC